This is a messenger RNA of Teleopsis dalmanni, 4048 nucleotides long. RefSeq lists its product as uncharacterized. The record is from RefSeq and is a predicted model, not a curated record. The coding region runs from base 127 to 3456 and encodes 1109 amino acids. NCBI's taxonomy places the organism in Eukaryota, Metazoa, Arthropoda, Insecta, Diptera, Diopsidae. The transcript is spliced from 9 exons.
ACCAAAAUAUUAUAUAUAAAAAAUUAUAUGGAGGUUUAUAAAAACAUCUUGUAUAUUUGACAUAGUUUGAAAGAGCUAAUCUAGGUACUACUACAAAUGUUUACGUCAUUCCUAUGAAAAGUGAACAUGCAGGCUACUAAAAAUUUUUCCAAUAGUAUAUAUCUGCUAUUAACCAUAUUCUGUUUAUUGAUAUUUCCACAUUAUACCCAAGAAUUUGGGUUUAAAUUUGAUGGGGACGAUGAUAGCGGUGAGCAUGGAAAGCAAUUAACAAAACAUCGUGCACUUGAAAAAAAAUUUAAAUUUCGAAAAAUAGAACGCGUUUUCGUUGAUACAGAGAAUUACGGUGAUGAUGACGACAUCGAUGUUGAUAAAAGUAUAAAAAAGGACUUAUCAGAUGAAAACGAUGUGCCAUUCGAGCGUGUGCGCAAUGCGCAGAAGGAUGAUCGAGCACCAAAAAAACAAAGCCGAGAAAAGAGAGUGAAGACAAGUACUUCAGACGAAAGAGACUCUUCAGAAAUAGAUUUCGAUCAAUCUCAAUCAUUUCUUAGUCGUAUAUUCGGUGGCUUUUUUGGUAGUGAUAAAGAAGAAAAACAAGAUACACAAAAGAAGAAUGAGAAGAAACAAAAGCAUAGUAAAUCCGUAGAGGAAAAAUCGAACAGUAUAAUUGACUGGUUGAAAUGGUUAGGUGUGAAGUUGGGUAAAUUGAAUGCUGCUGAGGAAAAGGAAAAAAUAAAAGCUACUGGUGAUAGUUGGUGGAUGUAUCUGGAUCGGUGGCCAAUAAAUAGUUUCUUUCCAAUUGGUAAACAGCCAAAACCAGUAUCAAUGCCGCGACAAAAGAAUUCUAUUAAGCAAAAUGGUGAUGAUUCUUCAGCAGAAGUUUUACCCAUGAGCCAGGAACAUUUUGAAUCAUUGUUACAUACUUUACCAGGUUUCGUGGUAAAUGCUUCGCAUGUAAGCAAUACGGAAUGUCGACAGCACAUGCAAAUUUUUCAUCGUCAAUUGCGUGGAAAUAAACUAUGGACAUUGCAAAUGCUAGAUGCAACUGGCAAGAUAUCAUCAGGAAUUUUACGAGGCAAUAUUAAUCAGUUUGGGGAUUUCGAUUUAUGUACACAAAUCAGGACAGUAGUUAAGGUUACUUCUGACAUACCAAUGCGUAUAAGAGGCAAAUAUUGCUUAGCUCACAUUGAGACACAGACUGAUGUAUCAGAACUUAAGCUACCAGUUUAUUUAGCGCAUGCACGUGAACUUUGGAAUAGUCAUCUUGGAAAUCCUGGACAUUUUGUACCACGUUACGCUGUUGCGAAUUGGGGUGUUUGUAUACCACAUUCAUGUCCAGCUGAAGUGGUACAGGAAAUGAUUGAAACCAACUUAAGACCUUACAACACAACCGGUAUUGAGUUUCAUGUUGAGGUGAAUGAUAACGAUUGUUAUAUACGUCAAAGUAGAAAAUGGACAAAACUGAUGGAGAAGGAUAAGAAAUUCGCUAUGACAGUUGUAUGUAUAUCAUCACUAGCACUACUAGUUUUUAUUUCUUUGCUAUAUGAGCAAAGGUCUAUCUUCAAUAAAAUACUAGAAGCUUUGAAAAAUUUAAGAGGGCCUAAUGAAAAUAUUAAAACUGAAAACAAUGAAGUUGAUGAUGAAGUUGACAGCAAUAAUAUUAGACCGGAAGGUACAAAUUCAAAUGAGAAUAAUACGGAUGAAGUAGUAAAUGCCACUGCAGCUCCGAGUUCCGAUACGACUUAUGAACACAGUGCAUCAUUUAAGCAAUUUCUGCAAGAGAUUAUCAAAUCAUUUUCACCGAGGCGUACACUCACAGUGCUACUCUCUGAAGAAAACACAGAUUUUCCCAUUUUGCACGUGUUAAAGCUUGGCGCCACCUUCAUGCUAUAUGUGUGUCUGAAGUACCUUAUGAUUGGACACUUGCCAAUUACAAAUCGUGAUCAACUUGUUCGCGCUGUCGAUCAUCCAUUUAGCAUUAUGUUCCGCGCACCACUUUUAUAUGCAGACAUUUUGCUAUUAAUCGGUGGUUUCUUCUCAGCAUAUCAAUUAUCCUCUGAAAUGGAACAAAAAUCAUAUAUACAGUUACUUAAAUGUCUGGUAUCAAAAAUUUGUAGAUAUCUACCAACAUUGUUUGUGGUAAUUCUUUUUCAAACUUGGAUACUUCCACAUUUAAAUUCCGGACCUCUAUGGACUAACUUAAUUGGACAGAAUUCACGCUUAUGUGAGCAGCAGAUGUGGAGAAACGUAUUUAGUGUACAGAAUGCGAUAGAUUUCGAGGAAACAUGUUCACCUAUGACUAUUUCAUUUGCAUUGGAAGUGCAAUUAUUUUUACUUGGACCACUUAUUGUGUGGCUAUAUUAUACCAAUUCUGAUGCUGCUUUUUAUACUUAUGGCGCCAUACAUGCUAUGUCUGUAGCAGCUAGAUUUUCUAGAACUAAUAGAGAGCAUUUAUCUGUUACGUUAUUUCAUGGAAUUAAUGUAAGCAAAUUCUACCGAACUGCCAAUAUAUUAUUUUCUUCGCCCAUAAGUCGAGCGACACCCUAUUUACUAGGUAUUGGAGCUGGCUUACUGCAUCGCUCUGAAUAUGGUAGCCUACAAUGUGCAACAAAUCUUAUACCAUUUGGUUGGAUUCUAGCCAUAUUAGGUAUAGUAUGGUGUUUCUGGGCGCCAUCAACCGGUAUGACUGGAAGUUAUAUAUACACACCCAAUAAUGCAGCUUCAUAUGCGGCAUGGAGUCCAUUAAUACUUGGAUUAGCUAUAUGUUGGCUAAUAUUUAUGUUUCCAAAAAUGGAAAAAUCAGUUUUAGGAUUCUUAACAAAUUCACGUCCAAUAAUAUUUUUGUCUCGUAUAACAUUUCCGAUUCAAUUAGUUAUGUAUGUGGUUGUGCUUUAUAACACGGCUAGCGUUAAAGAGGCACAAAAAUUUCAUAUGCUUGAAUUGAUAAAUAUUAAUGAAAUUGGUUUCAUUUUGUUCUAUGCUAUUAUGCUAGCAUUUAUAGUCGAUAUACCAACAAAUCAAAUACGUCGUUUGCUCGUUAAUCGUUUAUUUAGAGAACGUAUACAAACAGAGCAGGAACCAACUUCACAGUCGGAAGCUUCUGAAGAGCCUAGUGAACAAAUAGUUAGUGACACACCUGAACCGUCAGAAACAAUUUGGGCUUCUGAUCCAGAAGAAGAAGAACUAAAAUAUCUUACACGUCGUCGUAGUUCAACAAUAAACUCUGAAUCGAUUGUAACAAAAGCGAAUACUACAGAUCAGAUAGACGAAAUUGAAACUAAAGAAGAGGUAGCAGAAGAAGAACAGGAGGAGGAGGAGGAGGAGGAAGAGGAAGUUGAAGUAGAUAUUACUGAAGCUGAAGAAGUGAAAAAGUCUCCGAUAAUUUCAACUAAAAAACCAGUGAUUGAAGAAACAAAACCAACAUAUACACGCAGACGUAGACCGAUAAGUGAUGAUUAAUCAUGUAAUUCUUAAUUUGGCAAAAUUCUAUGAGAAAAUUAUUUUCUUGAAGAAAAUAUAUUAAUGAGAGAAGAGAGACCCAUUGGAGAGUUGUAAGAAAAAAAACAGCUAUUUUUUUUUUAUUACUAACUUCCUGACUUUUACCCCGAACGAUUGGCGAAUUAUUGAAUUUAUAUCGACACCUUAAUAAUUAUAAAAUAGUUUUUAUACAAUUAAGGUUAAUUUACACUAAAUUUAUUAUGAAAUUUAAUUUAAUAUAUUUUUUGUUUUGGACAGCAAUUGCAAUACAGUGAAGUCGAAGAUUAUUUUAAAUUACAUAUUGGAAUUGUUGGGCUACAAUUUAAGCCCAUUUAACACAAUUUUAUAUUAGUCGUGAUCCAAAACACUGUCUAUAUGUGGUCUGAUAAGUGGUUUAUUUAAUUUUAGCAUUAAAAUAAUUUGUAUCAACAAACUCUAAUUAAAAUUAAUAUAUCUUAAUUUUAUACAUACAAGUAUAAGUUAUUCAAAGAGUUUAUUUAAAAGACAUGUGUUUACUUCAUAGAUCUGUACUCCUCUACGAGUAACUGGAUAUAAUACAUUUACUGUAUUUUAA